Molecule: messenger RNA, 753 nt
Organism: Eimeria mitis
Lineage: Eukaryota; Apicomplexa; Conoidasida; Eucoccidiorida; Eimeriidae
Exons: 4
Coding region: 1-753 (250 amino acids)
Source: RefSeq, a predicted model, not a curated record
AUGUGGAUGGAAGGGUGUCGCCGCGUUGAGGAUGUGAUGGUCGCUUUGCAGUCGGGGCUAGAGAACCGGGAACCUCAGGCGGUGGGGAGAGUUGCUGUUCAGGCUGUUUGCACGGCAACUGGAGAGCUGCUGCACCCCUCAACACGCAAUCGAAUAUGCGUAGUGGUGCGGAGCAUGGAGAGGGAGAUGUUUUGCUUCGUUGAAGAGCUGAAGCCCGUUUUGCAGUCGGGGCUAGAGAAGCGGGACCUUCGGGCGGUUGGGAGAGUUGCUGGUGUGGCUUUAUGUGUGAUAUACUCGAAUGAAAUGAACUGCAAGGCCGGUCGAGAGGGCUGGGCAUUGACACUUUGGCGUGCGACUAGAGUUUGCACGGCAGCUGGAAGGCUGCUGCACUGUUCAACAGGCAUUGGAGUUUGCUCAGACGUGUGCAGCAUCUGGAUGGAAGGGUGUCGCCACGUUGAGGAUGUGAUGGUCGCUUUGCAGUCGGGGCUAGAGAAGCGGGAACCUCAGGCGGUUGGGGGAUUUGCCGUUCAGGCUGUUUGCACGGCAACUGGAGAGCUCCUGUACCCCUCAACAGGCAUUCGAAUAUGCGUAGUGGUGCUGAGCAUGGUGAGGGAGAUGUUUUGCUUCGUUGAAGAGCUGAAGCCCGUUUUGCAGUCGGAGCUAGAGAACCGGGACCGCGGGGCGGUUGGGCGAGUUGCCGUUGUGGCUUUAUGCGUGAUAGACUCGAAUGAAAUGAACUGCAAGGCCGGUUAA